CGCCAGGUAUUCCUCAUCACGCACAUUUGACGUUGAGCUCCGAAACAGAGAGCACGUCUCAUUUAUAUAAAACACGUUUAGAGUCGUUUUGUGUUAAAUAUUAUAAUUAUAAGUGAUAAUGAAGUUAACUGAUGUUUUCUGUUGUGGGAUGUUUGUGGUAGUGCUAAUGGCAUCGCAUGUAAGGAGUGAAGAUGAAAAACAGGAACUCCAAGAAGAAACAAAAAAACAUAAUAUCAGUAAACGUGAAGCUGUAUUGUUAUUUAAUAAAUAUCCAUUAGAGCCUAUUCACAAACAUAAACCAAAAGCAAUUUACCGUAGAGUAUCAAGCCAAAGACAUAGCCCGCGCCCGAAAUAUGGUCCUCCUAGGACCAAGUACAGAUCAUCAAAACCGCCGAGAAAGCCAGUAAAGAAAUAUAAGAAAUCAGUUCCACCCAAAUACGGGCCACCGAGUUUCAAGAAACGCCCGACUAAACCGAGGUACGGCCCGCCAAAGCCAAGCUACAAGCCAGUUUAUGGGCCUCCAAAGAAGAAGUACCACAGCGCCUAUUUCACAUCCGAACCAACAGGUUUCGGGGAACCCCCACGCGAUUUCUAUCAAGACUUCCACAGCCCCAAAAUGUCAUUCGGAGAACCGCCGGUUGAAAUCUACAAUGGUCCAGUGAAGCCACUUUAUGAUCCAUAUGAGACAGCUCAAGAUGUUAUUAACCCAACAAUCUUUGACGAGGAAGCAAACAAAUUUGGCCAAGAGUUCAAAAAUUGGAACGCAAUGCAACAUGAACAGAUAGACACAAAUUACGCAUACUCCCAUAAACAUCCUGCAUUCAGGGAGCAGGAGAACCUAUUCGACCCAUCAUCGCCUGAUGAAGAUGACACUUUGAAUCCAUAUUUAGACCGAUAUAAAUACCGCCAGGAAGACGACUCGAGCUUAUAUGAAAGAAAGAAAAAGCCAUACUACAUAGAUAGCAUAAUAGCAACGAGGCCAAGAAAACCACAGAAAACAAGGACUGAGGAUGAAGAAGAAGUAUUAGUAGGGGGUAAAUAUGCAGAACCGCCGGCCCGAGUUGUACAUAAAAGUUAUACCUCUAUGAAUGAAUCGCCGUAUUCUGAUGAUGAUGAUUCUUCGGCACCAGGUUAUGUAGACCCGGAUGUUGCUGUAUCAGCAAACAUAUCCCCAUACGUUAAUUAUAAAAACGGCAAUAUAGCCUUCAGUCCACAAAACUUAAACGAUGCGUUUAGCAUAGUUGAUAAAAAAUAGUAAAAUCAUUCGACUCUUCUCGUAAAAUAUGUACAAAAAAUUGUAAAUAGAUAUCAUGUUCUGACAGAAUUGUGUCCAAUUUCAAAGAUUUAAUUCUAUUGAAGAUAUUCAGGCGUCAUGGAAGAUUGACCAACUUUCUCACAAUUUAUUUAAACUCUUGCUAUAUAAUAAUUUAUUUUAUUCUUAUCAUUAAAAUAUCUAAUUAUAACUUUAGUACAUUUAAGAUAAAAGUUAAGACUGCUCUUAAUUAUUUGUAAUUUAUUUAAAUAAAGAAUUGCAUGUUUGUUA
Molecule: messenger RNA, 1543 nt
Organism: Zerene cesonia (dogface butterfly)
Lineage: Eukaryota; Metazoa; Arthropoda; Insecta; Lepidoptera; Pieridae
Product: DNA-directed RNA polymerase II subunit RPB1-like
Exons: 2
Coding region: 119-1255 (378 amino acids)
Source: RefSeq, a predicted model, not a curated record